CCCUACACUUCCAACAUGUCCUCUCCCUUCUCCGCCCCCAGCACCAGCGACAGCUUCAACGGUAGCAACUGGGAGGACAAGAACAUCCGACGCAUGUUCAUUCGCAAGGUGAGAGGCUCUAUCUAGUGCCCUUUUCUUUUGUCAACAUCUUUUUAUUGACUCUUGACAUUUUUAUUGACAAAGGCUCAACAAAUUCAAGAGGUGGCGAUGAAGGUCUGCCCUUUGUUCAGUUCAUGUUGAAAUUCUCUAUUGUAUGCUAAUACUGAUCAUUUUUAUAAUGUACAGGUUUUUCUGAUAUAAGACAAUGAUCAGAAAACUAAGCCUUUUGAUCUCCCGAGUGGCGCAGCAGUGUAAGGCGAUGCAGUGCCUUACACUGCUGCGCCACUUGAGGCGUCACUACAGAUCCGGGUUCGGUCCCGGGCUGUGUCGCAGCCAGCCGCGACCGGGAGACCCAUGAGGCGGCGCACAAUUGGCCCAGCGUCGUCCGGGUUAGGGGAGGGUCUGGCCGGCCGGGAUGUCCUUGUCCCAUCGCGCUCCAGCGACACUUGUGUCGGGCCGGGCGCAUGCACACUGACACGGUUACCAGUUGUACGGUGUUUCCUCCAACACAUUGGUGCAGCUGGCUUCUGGGUUAAGCGAGCAGUGUGUCAAGAAGCAGUGCGGCUUGGCAGGGUCGUGUUUUGGAGGACGCAUGGCUCUCGACCUUCGCCUCUCCCGAGUCCAUACGGGAGUUGCAGCAAUGGGACAAGACUGUAACUACCAAUUGGAUGUCACGAAAUUGGGGAGAAAAAGGAGGGAAAAGUACAACAAAAUAAAUAAAUAAUGGUAUGGAAUAGCUAAGCACUUAGGAUCAAUCUGAAUACAUUUUUUAUUAGUGUUUUCUUCCAAACCUCUGUGUUGCUUUCCUAUAUUUUCACCCAGCGCUUGAUAUAAUGGGAGUUUCCUCCCGCUUCCGGCACUAAUGUGUAGCAGCACUGUGUCUUAAUGUUGUUCUGCCUGAACUAGGCCAUUUCACAUUUCACUGUGCCCCUUUUGAAUGGCCACAGUGAGUGUCGAUAAUAUUUACCUUUGUGGAUAGUCUUUUUCUAAAAGGGACCCAUACUAGCACUCUGUUUGUCGUUGUUAAAAUAUAUAGUGUUUUAACAGCUUCCUGUUUCAUUUGGUCAUUCCAUGUCAAAUCAACAAGUCAUGACAGCCACCAUUUCAGAAAAAUCUGAGAUGGUGGGUGUCAUAAACCACUUUCUUGUGUUCAUUUGACAUGGAAUGACCCAUUUGUCUUUAUUUGGUCUUGUUUCCAUUUAACUCUAAUCCUCUCAACUAUCCUCAUUUAACACUGUCCUAUUGUUUUUAACUGUCAAAAGACUACCUUCAGAACUUGAAAGCAUGUGCUCACAGUGAGUGAUAUUUCAUCAGUACAGCACUAGACGUAACCAUUGAAACGUAGAUUAAUCUUAUCUGGUAGAUUUACAUUUUUAGUCAUUUAGCAGACGCUCUUAUCCAGAGCGACUUACAGUUAGUGAGUGCAUACAUUUUCAUACUGGCCCCCCGUGGGAAUCGAACCCAUAACCCUGGCGUUGCAAGCGCCAUGCUCUACCAACUGAGCUACACGGGGAUAUAUAGAAGAUAAAUAAUUUUUCACACUAUACUAUCCUGCUGACCCAAACCAAACUGUGCUGUCACUUUUACAUUAUCUUCUUCAGCAACUACGGUGGAUGCGUAACCAGGCCAGCUCAGUGCAGCUUGGUUUGGCUCGGCUCGAUUCGAUUGGUCUCAGUAGUGUGAAAAGCCCUAUAGUGUCUUCUGUCUUAGUAGUGUGAAGUCCUCUCAGCUAGGAUGUUGUGAGAGGCUAUCUAACACAUCCUAUUCCUAUCCUCAGGUGUUCACUAUCCUCAUGGUCCAGCUAUUGGUGACCUUUGGUAUCGUGGCACUCUUCACAUUUUGGUGAGGUCCACUGUCAUGAAACCACACUCCAGAAAACAGUUGAGGGCCCAAUUUAAUAAGCGUUUUUGCACUUGCAAACUGGUUAUUUUCUGAAUGACAAACAACAAACACCUCAACGGGUGCAAACUUUGCCCUUGUUACAAACGCUUAGUUAGAAAAAGCUGUCUCCAUAUUGUAAUAAAAAAGGUAUUCUCCACAGUUAUUACAGUUGAAGUCGGAAGUGUACAUACACUUAGGUUGGAGUCAUUAAAACUUGUUUUUCAACCACUCCACUAAUUUCUUGUUAACAAACUAUAGUUAUGGCAAGUCGGUUAGGACAUCUACUUUGUGCAUGUGCAUGCAAGUAAUUUUUCCAACAAUUGUUUACAGACAGAUUAUUUCACUUAUAAUUCACUGUAUCACAAUUCCAGUGGUCAGAAGUUUACAUACACUAAGUUGACUGUGCCUUUAAACAGCUUGGAAAAUUCCAGAAAAUGAUGUCUGGCUUUAGAAGCUUCUGAUAGGCUAAUUGACAUAAUUUGAGUAAAUUGGAGGUGUACCUGUGGGUGUAUUUCAAGGCCAACCUUCAAACUUUGCUUUGCUUGACAUCAUGGGAAAAUCAAAAGAAAUCAGCCAAGACCUCAGAAUUUUUUUUUAGACCUCCAUAAGUCUGGUUCAUCCUUGGGAGCAAUUUCCAAACGCCUGAAUGUACCACGUUCAUCUGUACAAACAAUAGUACGCAAGUAUAAACACCAUGGGACCACGCAGCCGUCAUACCGCUCAGGAAGGAGACGCGUUCUGUCUCCUAGAGAUUAAGGUACUUUGGUGCGAAAAGUGCAAAUCAAUCCCAGAACAACAGCAAAGGACCUUGUGAAGAUGCUGGAGGAAACAGGUACAAAAGUAUCUAUAUCCACAGUAAAACGAGUCCUAUAUCGACAUAACCUGAAAGGCCACUCAGCAAGGAAGAAGCCACUGCUCCAAAACCGCCAUAAAAAAGCCAGACUACGGUUUGCAACUGCACAUGGGGACAAAGAUUGUACUUUUUGGAGAAAUGUCCUCUGGUCUGAUGAAACAAAAAUAUAACUGUUUGGCCAUAAUGAUCAUCAUUAUGUUUGGAGGAAAAGGGGUGUAUUUGCAAGCCGAAGAACACAAUCCCAACCGUGAAGAACGGGGGUGGCAGCAUCAUGCUGCAGGAGGGACCGGUGCACUUCACAAAAUAGAUGGCAUCAUGAGGAAGGGAAAUUAUGUGGAUAUACUGAAGCAACAUCUCAAGACAUCAGUUAGGAAGUUAAAGCUUGGUCGCAAAUGGGUCUUCCAAAUGGACAAUGACCCCAAGCAUACAGUGAGGGAAAAAAGUAUUUGAUCCCCUGCUGAUUUUGUACUUUUGCCCACUGACAAAGAAAUGAUCAGUCUAUAAUUUUUAUGGUAGGUUUAUUUGAACAGUGAGAGACAGAAUAACAACAAAAAAAUCCAGAAAAACCCAUUAAAAAAUUUUUAUAAAUUGAUUUGCCAUUUUAAUGACAGAAAUAAGUAUUUGACCCCUCUGCAAAACAUGACUUAGUACUUGGUGGCAAAACCCUUGUUGGCAAUCACAGAGGUCAGACGUUUCUUGUAGUUGGCCCGCAGGUUUACACACAUCUCAGGAGGGAUUUUGUCCCACUCCUCUUUGCAGAUCUUCUCCAAGUCAUUAAGGUUUCGAGGCUGACGUGUGGCAACUCGAACCUUCAGCUCCCUCCACAGAUUUUCUAUGGGAUUAAGGUCUGGAGACUGGCUAGGCCACUCCAGGACCUUAAUGUGCUUCUUCUUGAGCCACUCCUUUGUUGCCUUGGCCGUGUAUUUUGGGUCAUUGUCAUGCUGGAAUACCCAUCCACGACCCAUUUUCAAUGCCCUGGCUGAGGGAAGGAAGUUCUCACCAAAGAUUUGACGGUACAUGGCCCCGUCCAUCGUCCCUUUGAUGCGGUGAAGUUGUCCUGUCCCCUUAGCAGAAAAACACCCCCAAAGCAUAAUGUUUCCACCUCCAUGUUUGACGGUGGAGAUGGUGUUCUUGGGGUCAUAGGCAGCAUUCCUCCUCCUCCAAACACGGCGAGUUGAGUUGAUGCCAAAGAGCUCCAUUUUGGUCUCAUCUGACCACAACACUUUCACCCAGUUCUCCUCUGAAUCAUUCAGAUGUUCAUUGGCAAACUUCAGACGGGCAUGUAUAUGUGCUUUCUUGAGCAGGGGGACCUUGCGGGCGCUGCAGGAUUUUAGUCCUUCAUGGCGUAGUGAAGCCAGAAAUCUUUCUGAUUGAGAGGGGGUCAAAUACUUAUUUCCCUCAUUAAAAUGCAAAUCCAUUUUUAACAUUUUUGACAUGCGUUUUUUCUGGAUUUUUGUUGUUGUUAUUCUGUCUCUCACUGUUCAAAUAAACCUAACAUUUAAAUUAUAGACUGAUCAUUUCUUUGUCAGUGGGCAAACGUACAAAAUCAGCAGGGGAUCAAAUACUUUUUUCCCUCACUGUACUUCCAAAGUUGUGGAAAAAUGGCUUAAGGACAACAAAGUCAAGGUAUUGGAGUGGCCAUCACAAAGCCCUGACCUCAAUCCUAUAGAAAAUGUGUGGGCAGAACUGAAAAUGCGUGUGCGAGCAAGGAGGCCUACAAACCUAACUCAAUUACACCAGCUCUGUCAGGAGGAAUGGGCCAAAAUUCACCCAACUUAUUGUGGGAAGCUUGUGGAAGGCUACCCGAAACAUUUGACCCAAGUUAAACAAUUUAAAGGCAAUGCUACCAAAUACUAAUUGAGUGUAUGUAAACUUCUGACCCACUUGGAAUGUGUUGAAAUAAAUAAAAGCUGAAAUAAAUCAUUCUCUCUACUAUUAUUCUGACAUUUCACUAUCUUAAAAUAAAGUGGUGAUCCUAACUGACCAAUUUGUACUAGGAUUAAAUGUCAAGAAUUGUGAAAAACUGAGUUUUUUAAUCUAUUUGGCUAAGGUGUAUGUAAACUUCCGACUUCAACUGUAUAUACUGGAUUGUCAGAUAAAGAUGAGAAAGUGAAAAAUGGUUGCCCAUCCUCUCAUUAGAUGUCCAAACUCAUGAAUUGUCACUCAAAUUUACAGUGAACCAGUCCGGCAGUUUGUGCAGUACAACCGAAUCCUCUACCUUGCCUCAUAGUGAGUAUUCUAUCUCUUACUCUAUGUGCUAUUUACUAAUGCCAAACUGGUAAAAGAAAUGUGUCAUAAGACUUAACCUACUGAGAACACUACGUCAUUUCAACCUGGAUACUCGGGUAAUAUUUGGUUGCGACGUUGAUAAAUGAGAUAACAAUUUAUAUUCACCCACUCAAAAAGACAGCCAAAAGUUAGUUGAAUUUCCAAUGUGUUAUCACUAUACUUUCAACCAUAUAAAAGCACAACCAAAUUACGAUGUUGCCCAAAUGACUAUCACUGCGCUUUCAACCAUUUAAAAGCGCAGCGAAGUUCAAAUGGGAAUACAAUGUCAGAUCUUUAGUUUAUUUAUACAACAGAUUAAUGUGUUAUUACUGUGCUUCAUCUAAUAGCAGAACCAAAUGACCUGGAUUGUAGUUAAGAUUACAUAAAAGUACAUGGUGCAAGUGAUCAAUGCCGUUCGAGAUUCUGCGCAGAUUAUCACAGCAAUUGUGAAGAUCUCCACAGACCUGCGACGACCUAUGCAUGCUAUCUUGAACAUACACGCCUAAAAUGAUUACAUAACUGUCAUGCCCUGACAUAGAGUUCGCUAGUUGGUUUGGUCAGGGUGUGAGUAUCUAUGUGUGUGUGUGUGUGUGUGUGUGUGUGGCCAUUGUGAGCUUGACGUUACGUUGCUUUUGUUGUUUUGUCGUGUGUUUACUUUAUAAAUAAACAUGUAUGCAUUCCACGCUGCUCCUUGGUCCAAUCCUGUACUCAACGAACGUGACAAUAACAAGGAUUGUAUAGUUACACUAACCUCAAAUUGUGACCAUGGAGGUGCUACUCAUUUUAAAGUUGUAUGUUACAUUAUUUUCUAUGUUACAUUAUUUUGUAAGAUAGACUUCAUUCUUGGCUAUUUACUGUAUUACAAAAGUAAUAUUGAAUUGUGCUUGGUUGACAACACAACCAAAUAUCAACAUUUAAAGGACAUGUAUCUACUGCUUGGAUAGUUCCAUCUGUGCCAUUGACUUAGUCUGGCUUUAAUUCCAAUUUGUCUAAUAAUUGCUAUGUUGGAUUCACGUCUCCAUCUCAACCAAAAAUCUAAGUUAAAUAAUAGGACUAAAUCAAAUCAAACUUUAAAUGAACUUUAAAUACAGUUUCAUUUGAUUUUGUCCUAUUCUUUAACUUAGAUUUUUUUAGGUGCACUGAUAUGGCACUCUGAGCUACCUGUCAUAACUGGUGACCACAUAAUGGUUCUUAUUCCAGCAUCACCUUCAUGGGGACAUAUCUUGUGCUAGUCUGCAGCACAAGUGCCCGGUAAGAAGCCAACUCUUCAGGCAACACUUUUUUCUUACAUUUGAUUGGUCUUCCUUCAAUCAUUCCCAAUUCCUACUUUCAUAACUAAAAGGUCAAGGCACUUUUGUACCAUUUAAUAUCCAUUUUUGAUUCACUGAAGACAGUAUUUGGGUCAUUCCAUCAAUUUGGUGCCUUUUUCUCAAAUGUGUAUUUUUUUUUUAUAUUUCACCAAAUUCUAACAUUCUGUAAUAGAGUACAUGUUCAACUUCAUAAAAAACAUUUUCCCAUCUCAAGAGGUUAAAUUAAAAAAGAAGACAAUAGUAAGUGCCUAUUAAAGCUGCAAUAUGUAACUUUUGGGGCGACCCGACAACAUUCACAUAGAAAUGUGAGUUAUACAUCUGUCAUUCUCAUUGAAAGCAUGUCUAAGAAGCAGUAUAUCUGUUCUAUAUCAAAUCAAAUCAAAUCAAAUUGUAUUGGUCACAUGCGCCGAAUACAACAGGUGCAGACAUUACAGUGAAAUGCUUACUUACAGCCCUUAACCAACAGUGCAUUUAUUUUAAACAAAAAAAGUAAAAAUAAAACAACAACAAAAAAAAAGUGUUGAGAAAGAAAAGAGCAGAAGUAAAAUAAAGUGACAGUAGGGAGGCUAUAUAUACAGGGGGGUACCGUUGCAGAGUCAAUGUGCGGGGGCACCGGCUAGUUGAGGUAGUUGAGGUAAUAUGUACAUGUGGGUAGAGUUAAAGUGACUAUGCAUAAAUACUUAACAGAGUAGCAGCAGCGUAAAAAGGAUGGGGUGGGGGGGCAGUGCAAAUAGUCCGGGUAGCCAUGAUUAGCUGUUCAGGAGUCUUAUGGCUUGGGGGUAGAAGCUGUUGAGAAGUCUUUUGGACCUAGACUUGGCACUCCGGUACCGCUUGCCGUGCGGUAGCAGAGAGAACAGUCUAUGACUAGGGUGGCUGGAGUCUUUGACAAUUUUGAGGGCCUUCCUCUGACACCGCCUGGUAUAGAGGUCCUGGAUGGCAGGAAGCUUUGCCCCAGUGAUGUACUGGGCGUACGCACUACCCUCUGUAGCACAUUGCGGUCGGAGGCCGAGCAGUUGCCAUACCAGGCGCUGAUGCAACCAGUCAGGAUGCUCUUGAUGGUGCACUUGUAGAACCUUUUGAGGAUCUGAGGACCCAUGCCAAAUCUUUUCCGUCUCCUGAGGGGGAAAAUGUGUUGUCGUGCCCUCUUCACGACUGUCUUGGUGUGUUUGGACCAUGAUAGGUUGUUGGCUAUGUGGACACCAAGGAACUUGAAGCUCUCACCCUGCUCCACUACAGCCCCGUCGAUGAAAAUGGGGGCGUGCUCGGCCCUCCUUUUCCUAUAGUCCACGAUCAUCUCCUUUGUCUUGAUCACGUUGAGGGAGAGGUUGUUGUCCUGGCACCACACUUCCAGGUCUCUGACCUCCUCCCUAUAGGCUGUCUCAUCGUUGUCAGUGAUCAGGCCUACCACCGUUUUGUCGUUGGCAAACUUAAUGAUGGUAUUGGAGUCGUGCUUGGCCACACAGUCAUGGGUGAACAGAGUACAGGAGGGGACUAAGCACGCACCCCUGAGGGGCCCCCGUGUUGAGGAUCAGCGUGGCAGAUGUGUUGUUGCCUACCCUUACCACCUGGGGGCGGCCUGUCAGGAAGUCCAGGAUCCAGUUGCAGAGGGAGGUGUUUAGUCCCAGGGUCCUUAGCUUAGUGAUGAGCUUUGAGGGCACUAUGGUGUUGAACGCUGAGUUGUAGGCAAUGAGCUGCAGUGUUGAGUGCAAUAGAGAUUGCGUCAUCUGUGGAUCUGUUGGGGCGGUAUGCAAAUUGGAGUGGGUCUAGGGUUUCUGGGAUGAUGGUGUUGAUGUGAGCCAUGACCAGCCUUUCAGAGCACUUCAUGGCUACAGACGUGAGUGCUACGGGUCGGUAGUCAUUUAGGCAGGUUACCUUGGUGUUCUUGGGCACAGGGACUAUGGUGGUCUGCUUGAAACAUGUAGGUAUGACAGACUCGGCCAAGGACAGGUUGAAAAUGUCCGUGAAGACACUUGCCAGUUGGUCAGCGCAUGCUCGGAGAACAUGUCCUGGUAAUCCGUCUAGCCCUGCAGUCUUGUGAAUGUUGACCUGUUUAAAGGUCUUACUCACAUUGGCUACGGCGAGCGUGAUCACACUGUUGUCUGUAACAGCUGGUGCUCUCAUGCAUGCUUCAGUGUUGCUUGCCUUGAAGCGAGCAUAGAAGUGUUUUAGCUCGUCUGGUAGGCUUGUGUCACUGGGCAGCUCGCGGCUGUGCUUCCGUUUGUAGUCUGUAAUAGUUUUAAAGCCCUGCCACUACGGUCACUGUGGGGACGACGUCAUCGAUGCACUUAUUGAUGAAGCCAGUGAGUGAUGUGGUGUACUCCUCAAUGCUAUCUGAAGAAUCCCUGAACAUGUUCCAGUCUGUGCUAGCAAAACAGCCCUGUAGCUUAGCAUCUGCGUCAUCUGACCACUUUUUUAUUAACCGAGUCACUGGUGCUUCCUGCUUUAGUUUUUGCUUAUAAGCAGGAAUCAGGAGGAUAGAGUUAUGGUCAGAUUUGCCAAAUGGAGGGCGAGGGAGAGCUUUUGUAUGCGUCUCUGUGUGUGGAGUAAAGGUGGUCUAGAGUUUUUUGCUUGCCUCAAAGCGUGCAUAGAAGUAAUUUAGCUCGUCUGGUAGGCUUGUGUCACUGGGCAGCUCGCGGCUGGGCUUCCCUUUGUAGUCCGUAAUAGUUUGCAAGCCCUGCCACAUCCGAUGAGCGUCGGAGCCGGUGUAGUAGGAUGAUGCAAAAUGCAUCAUCAUGAUAUGUGGCAAGUGACACUUCUUGAAAUUCCUAUAUCUUGAAAACUUGACUGCUGACAUGAAAAACAUUUUGGGAACUGUAUCAACAGUGGACUAAUGGAAAACAUUUCAAAUAUAUAGUUUUUCCUUUAAAAAAAAAUUGCUCCGCCAUUUCCUGGUUGCUAAAAUUCUAAUAGUUUGCCUAAUUUCAGUUUAUGUGACAAAACAACUAUAGUGUAGAGUCAUUGUACCAUCUAAACCGCUGUGAAAUAUAUUUUCUAUAACCAAAAAUAUUGUGUUUUCAGCUGGUGUACAAAACCUAAAAUUAAAAUACUCAAAAAUUAACUUAAGACUGGGAAGCAUAGAAAUAGCACACAUAGAACAGAUCUACCGUUUCUUAGAUUUGCUUUCAAUGGAAUGAAAUAACUUCAAUUUCUAUGUGAAUUUGGUCGGGUUGCCCAAAAAGUUACAUAUUGCAGCUUUAAGUGCCAAAUAAAGUAACAGGGUUUACUGUAAAAGGGUUGACAAUUUCUUCUUAAAUCCCCUUGUGACAGGUAGAAUGGAAGCUUGUUGUAUGCAACAGAGAAUGCCAAUUGAACGCAAGCUUCACAACAUUUGUUCAAUUGUAAAAAAUAUCAAGUUUUGUGGUAAGGUUUGUUAAAUUGGUGCUCUGCUCAUACUAAAAAUUAUCUCACUAUAUCUCAUUGGCUUUUUACAGGCGACAGUACCCCACCAACCUCAUCCUCUUGGGGAUAUUUGUAAGUGUCCAUGAAGCUAUUUCUGCUUGAUAUUUAGUGGUAUGCUUAGUUAGUGCCGCAAUGAUAAACAUUUUACUGAAAUUGUGGUACUCAAAAUUAUGAGGUGAAAACUUUACUAGAUCUGUGAAAUUGUUGUGUUUGUGAUCCUAUUUUUGUCCUCACUUAUACAGACUUUGGCAAUGUCUUACAUGGCAGGCAUGCUGGCCAGGUAAAUUGUGUGUGUGUGUGCAUGCAUGCGUGCAUGUGUAAAUAUGUGGUGUGUGAGUGUAGACUGUCCCAUUUUUUGAUGUCUACGGUAAUGAUGUCUACUGAAAGGUAUUGUCAUACAGAGCAGUAGUAACUUGGUUAUACCUCCCCUGUGUCCAUAGCUACCACAACACUAAAGUGGUGAUGUUGUGUGUGGGCAUCACCGCCAUGGUGUGUCUGUUCAUCACCCUCUUCUGUUUCCAGACCAAGGUGAGUUUUUACAAGCAGACAGCUAACAGAACAAUCUGUAUGCCUGUUGUCAGGUUAAAUUAUUUAGUUUUGUCCAAGUAGUGGCAUUUUGAUCAUUUGUGACUAGUUUCAGGAAACUAGGCAUAUGUUGCGUGUCACUACUUCACAGGAGAGCCAUUUGAACGUAAACCUUUUUUUAAAAAUCAAAAUGUGUUUUUUGGCGUAGUAGAACUGCAUAAGUGUUGCUCUCCACGUUCUGGAGGACCGAGUUUUGAAAUCGGUGGAAUUAGUGUAUGAUAGCUAAGGAGAUAGAGAAAACACCUGUCUCCGGAUUCAUCUUCAAACUGAGGGCAACCAUGGCAUCCGUGACAUAGAUAGUACACGGGUAAGAUAGUCUAGCUAGCUACAUUUUCAGAUAUUACAUGUUUCUAAUUUUGUCAGAAAGUCAUUUUCAUUUCAAGUUAAGGUGUACUGUUAGCUAGCUAGCUAACGUUAGCUGGCUGGCUCGCUAGCUAACGUUACGUGUAUGAUCUGUGUAGUAAUAUUAUUCGUAUCUCAGAGCCAUUUGCUUUGCUAGUUAUAGCCUACAUUGAACCUGGUUGGUUAGCUACCUGCAGAUUCAUGCAGGGUAGUAACGUCAUGAGUUGGGAUUAUGGUUCAUUGUUUAGCUAGCUGGCUACAUGUCUUAACAAAAGACUCCACUAUGCAAGUAACCAUUUCAAUAGAAUAUUGUUGAUAGACGUUGCUGGUAAAUUCGCUGUGGCUACUCCGAUUUCAGAGCACUCUCGUCUGUGUGCCAGAGGGCAGAAUAACUGAUGAAUUUACGAAUCCUCAACACCCGUUGAAUAUGGCCGGUGUCAGUAAACGUUGGCAAAAAAGCGUAAUUAAAUUGUUGCCAGCAGCACAGUUGCAGUCACCAACGCUCUAGAUAACAUAAAAACAGCCUAACCAGCUCUGCUAGGGCGAGUAAAAUGGUCAGAGUGAGCUGUGCUCUCAUUUGUGUCUGGAAGUAGCUAGCAAGCUAGCCAACGUUAGCCAGUUAGCUUGGGUGCUUGACAGCUGUUGUUUAGAUAGAACGCUCGGAUCAACCCUUAAAGAGAUGGGUGGGGCUAAAGCUUAAGAGGAUGUGAACAAUGCUGAAUGGGUGUAGACAAAGAAGGCCAUUUUCUCAAAAGUGAGGUUACAAGUUUAUCAACUUUCAAAGCAGAAUUAUUUUCCCAUUGUUCCUCAACUGUAGUGUAUGAUAUACAAUUUUCUAGCUCAGUCUCUACUUUUAUCCAAUGUAAAAAACACAAUUUUACAUGUUGCUAAAUAAAACCGAAUUGAGCCGGUUGGUCACAUUUAGCUAGGUUGAUUUGACGUCAUGUGGCACGUUCAGCAGGGCAGAAGGUUCAGAUAGAAAUACAGUGCCUAGUGAGUCUACACACUUGCACAGUCUUUACAUUUUGCUGCCUUCAAACUUUAUCUAAAAAGGAUUCAAUUGCAUAUUUACCCAAGAUCUACACAACCUACUCCACACCUACAACACACUCCCAGUCCCUCCCGCUGAAAAACAUCCCCACAGCAUGAUGCUGCCACCACCAUGCUUCACCGUAGGAAUGGUACCAGGUUUCCUUCAGACGUGACACUUGGCAUUCAGGCCAAAGAGUUCAAUCUUGGUUUCAUCAGACCAGAGAAUCUUGUUUCUCAUGGUCUGAGAGUCCUUUAGGUGCCAUUUGGCAAACUCCAAGCGGGCUGUCAUGUGCCUUUUACUGAGGAGUGGCUUCCGUCUGGCCACUCUACCAUAAAGGCCUGAUUGGUGGAGUGCUUCAGAGAUGGUUGUUCUUCUGGAAGGUUCUCCCAUCUCCACAGAGGAACUCUGUCAGAGUGACACUCACCUCCCUGACCAAGACCCUCAGUUUGGCCGAGCGGCCAGCUCUAGGAAGAGUCUUGGUGGUUGCAAACUUCUUCCAUUUAAGAAUCAGCGCCACUGUGUUCUUGGGGACCUUCAAUGCUGCAGAAUUUUUUUGGUAACCUUCCCCAUAUCUGUGCCUCGACACAAUCCUGUCUCAGAGCUCUACGGACAAUUCGUUCGACUUCAUGGCUUGGUUCUUGCUCUGACAUGCACUGUCAACUGUGGGACCUUACAUAGACAGGUGUGUGCCUUUCCAAAUCAUGUCCUAUCAAUUGAAUUUACCUCAGGUGGACUCCAAUCAAGUUGUAGAAACAUCUCAAGGAUGAUCAAUGGAAACAGAAUGCACCUGAGCUGAAUUUCGAGUCUCAUAUGAAAGGGUCUGAAUACUUAUGUAAAUAAGGUAUUUCUACUUUUUAUUUGUAAUACAUUUGCAAAAAUGUAUAAAAACCUGUUUUCGCUUUGUCAUUAUGGGGUAUUGUGUAUAGAUUGAUGAGGGGAUUAUUAUUUUUUUAAUCCCAUUUUAGGAUAGGGCUGUAACGUAACAACAUGUGGAAAAAGUCAAUGGGUCUGAAUACUUUCGGAAUGCACUGUAAUUUACAUAAGUAUUCACACCCUUGAGUCAAUACUUUGUAGAAGCACCUUUGGUUGCGAUAACAGCUUCGAGUCGUCUUGGGUAUAUCUGUAUCAGCUUUGCACAUCUGGAUUUGGGGAUUUUCUCCCAUUCUUCCUUGCAGAUUUUCUCAAGCUCUGUUUAGUUAGAUGGGGAGUGGCUGUGAACAGCAAUCUUCAAGUCUUUCCACUGAUUUUUCAAUGGGAUUCAAGUCUGGGCUUUGGCUGGGCCACUCAAGGACUUCCACAUUCAUGUUCUGUAGCCAUUGCAGCGUUGCUUUGGCUUUAUGCUUGAGGUCAUUGUCCUGUUGGAACGUAAAUGUUGUUUGCACUCUGAAGCAGGUUCUCAUCUAGGAUUUGCCUGCAUUUGGAGCCAUUCAUUGUUCCCUCAUUCAUUACCAGUGUUGUGACUUUGGCUAUGGAUAUUCCAGAUCAUUUACUGAUUAAUUACUGGAAAAAUUAAUGUACCUAAUUUAUUAGGUUAUCCUAUCCAAAUUAAUCAAAGGAGGGGCACCAUUCAGUUUUUUUUAAAUAUAGAGAUUCCUCGAAUUAACUCUAUCCGUAGUUAUCAUUAACCGUUAUACCAAUCCUAUAUCAGCAAUAGUCUUAAUCAACAGUCAGUUACUAUAUUCUUGUUCUGAAAGUCGUUGAGCUCGAAAACUUUAAGGACCCAAUCACUUGUAAAUGAACUCAAGGUCACAGAUUCAUUUUUAAGGUUGUAUUUACUAGACUAAAUAAAUUGAGGUAAUGAGGUACUUAACAGAGUAAGGCAGGGUAUAGGCUAACAGGAUUCAACUCAGUUAUUGAGGUGAGACUCUUCACAGGUCGAUUGACAUGAACUUUCAUACUUGAACUCAGCAAAUGCAACAGUAUAUAUAUUCACAAGACUUUUGAGGACAAGAUGGUUUUAGCGAUUGAGAGGGAAAUAUGAGAGGCCACACACACUUCACAGCCGUGAAAUUAUAGGUUCAUUCACCAGGAGUUGACAGUGGGCUAGGCUAUCAGUUCGCAUCCGAACGUGGACAAUGCAGCGACAGUAUUAAUCAUGAUAUGUAAUUUAAUACUAACAGUCUUACAAUAAUCAGUUACUGCCACCACUUUUACACAGACACAGUGUCACACAAAAGGGAAAUUCAAUGCAAUGAGGUAUUUAUGUGAAUUUGAGUGUCGUCUGGUUCAGUUGAGUUUCCGUUAUGACGGAGUGGUACACAGGGAAAAGGGUUGGUUCGGGGUCCUGGCGUUGGAGUUUCGGUCGAAGAAGGCCCUUGUCGGAGCUCAAGCAUAGGCUCUUUCGCUCUCUCAGUUCAUUCAGUCCAACGAGAUAAAGUUUGUUAAGGCACUCGGGUGCAAUAGAAUCUUUGGGUCCCCUCUUGGGAGAGAUAAAGACUCAGCGGUCCAUCGUGAGUGAGCAGAGAUGCAGGUUCCUCUCAGGUGAUUCUUCUGUUUGAGUAGGAUGGUGCAAGUCAAAGUUGCAUAGGUUUCUUGCAGCGAUGUGUUGGUUUCUAAGGAGAUGGUUUAUUGAACCUUCCAAGGCUUGGCCUACACCUCACGAAGAUCUGAUCUCAUUUCUGUUUAGUAAGUCCUCUAAUUUAUAGGUAGACUCAGAGAAGGCGGGCUCUAACGGCCGGACAAUGUCAUUGGGACCGCCCCAUUGAUCCGGGGAACGAAACACAUUUAAUGCUCAUUUGAGAUAAACCUAAGACUUGCUCAUAGGUGUUCACAGAAUGUUAAAAUAUGUUUUGAAUUAAAAAAAUCUCUUGGAUGAAUUAUGUAACCUGUGGAGUACAAAUAUGACCAUGAUGAAACCCAGACAUUUUAUGUUACAGCAAAAUCCACAUUAUACCUUUUAAUAAUGUGGGAAAAAGAGAGGAAAAGUAUCACAAUGUAUAUUCAGGUUAUAUCAACAGGUAAUAUAAACAAUAUCAACAGAAAACGUGUUUAAUUGUCCUUUAGCUCUCUUGGCGCCGUUCCCUCUUCGUUAAGGAGAGUGAGGGAAUAACAGUUCCUUUGUUAAAGCACAACUCUGUCGCCCAAGGUCUCUGACGACCUUCCCCCCUUAAUACAUGUGAGUCGUAAAAGGGGUCUGCUGACUGUCUCCUGACAACCAGCAAGGCAUUCAGAGUCGUAAAAGGAUGGUGGAGAAGAGCAGUUUGUUCUGUGAUGGUUAGAAAGGGGGCGCUGUCAAUUACAGGAUCUGUAAAUCUUGGCAUGGAAGGUCAUGCUCUCUCAGAAACACUCAACACCUCUUGGAAAGCAGUUCUGGUUUGUCUUUGGCAUAAAAAUAUUUGUAAUUGUCUCGCUAAACAAUAUAUCCCAGGGUUGGGUUUUCAGAACACUGAGGCGGCUUUUCCUUUUUACCUGGAGUGUGCUCCUUUCAUAUUUAUUUUGAUCCUGACAAACUCCCCAGUCCCUUCAGGUGACAAGCAUACCCAUAACAUGAUGCUACCACCACAAUACUUGAAAAUACAGUUGGUUUCACUGUGUGUUGUUUUGUAUUGGAUUUGACCCAAACCUGUAGUUUUUAAUUUAGGCCAAAAAUGUCAUGUAUUUUCCAUGUUGUAUUACUUAAAGGCCUUGUUGCAAACAUAAUGGAUGAUUUGGAGUGGAUUUUUUAUCACAGGCUUACUUCUUUUAACUUUGUCAUACAUGCCAGUGAUGUGGAGUGAAUGCAAUGUUGUUGAUCCCUUUAUAUUUUAAGUAUUGUGGGGGCAGCAUCAUGUUAUGGGUAUGCUUGUCACCAGCGGGGACUGAAAGGAGCAUAGCCCAGGUAAAAGAUUAGAGAAAAACCCACCUCAGUCUUCUGAAAACAUAACCCUGGGAUAGAGUUGUAUUUUUCUGCGGGACAAUUACACAAAUUGUAAUGCCAAAGUCACACCAGAAUGGCUUUCCAAGAGGUGUUGGGGGUUCCUGAAUGGUCCAGCCUCCAUCCUGACUUAAAUCUGUUUAAAAAUCAGAUGUAAGGUUUGAAUAUUGCUGUCCAUCAAUGAUUCCAAGCCACAUUUACUGAGCUUGAGCAAUUUUGACAAAAACAAUGGAUAUAUGUUGCACUGAGAGUUGUGCAAGGUUGAUAGAAUCAUAUAAAAAAUUAUUCACAGCUGUAAUGGCUGCCAAAGGUGCUUCCACCAAGUAUUAACUCUGGGGUGUGAAGACAUACACAAUCAAUACAACCUCAUUUUGUAAUUCUUAGUAAUUUGGAAAAUGUUGUAUAUUUUUUCUUACACUUUAGAAAUGUGGAGUAGGUUGUGUAGAUCGAUAGGAGAAAUUUAACCCUGCACAGAUUUGAGAUUUAACCCUUUACAUUCGUACGGGUUGAAAAUGGCAGAUUUGGACACUGAUAAGUGCUUAAAUUGGAACACAGUGACUGUACAGUAACAUGCUAUACAUGACGUCAGAGCUCAUGGUCUCCACUUCACAGCUCUAAAUGGGUUUUGACUGAUGUCCGUUCUGAACUUAUGCACUGCACACUACAAGAAGUAGCCCCCAUCCCUCCCGCUAAUUGGCCAACUUUUGCAAGUGUUUUGUUGUCUGAGUGAGGGAAGUGUUGUACAGUACAUUAAGAAGACUCAAUGUAUUUUGAAAGAUGAGACAUAGAGGAUUAUAAUAAAUGCCGCUUUGAUGCCAUACAAGCAAGACAAACACCUGUGAGUCCAAAUGUGCAGUUCACAUUUCCCUAUCAUAAAACUCAUGUCAUAUACAGUGUCAACGUUUAUGAUCACUAUGUUUGACGUACAGUUACAAGUUGACAUGGCGUUAUACCCAGGGUUGUAUUGAACAGAAUGAGCCUAUCUUUGUUGUAUUGUGAAGAAGAUUUGCUACGGACCACGCAUCUGAAUGCACUCAUGAUUCCGUUCUAUGCGCACCAAAAUUACAAUCUGUUUCUCUGAAUUGCCUUGUGAAAGCCUAACACUGUAAGAUUGUAUUUUAUAAUUUAGCUAGUCAGCAAUAGAACAAGCUUUAAAAUGAUGCCCACCUGACCUAGAUUGCAAUUUAUAAUGGACCAUUUUUGGAUUGUGUAAACAAAUCAAAUGAAAUUGUAUUUGUCACAUGCGCCGAAUACAACUGUUGUAGACCUUACAGUGAAGUGCUUACUUACAAGCCCUUAAGCAGUUUUAAGAAAGAAUACACCCCCAAAAAAGUAAUAUAUAUAUAUAUAUAUAUAUAUAUAUAUAUAUAUAUAUAUAUAUAUAUAAAAGUAACUAAUAAUUAAAGAGCAGCAGUAAAAUAACAAUAGCAAGGCUAUAUACAGGGGGUACCUGUCCCGAAGUGACUAUGCAUAGAUAAUAAACAGAGAGUAGCAGCAAAUAGUCUGGGUACUGGAUUAGAUGUUCAGGAGUCUGGAUUAGAUGUUCAGGAGUCUGGAUUAGAUGUUCAGGAGUCUGGAUUAGAUGUUCAGGAGUCUGGAUUACCGUAUUGGUCCGAAUAUAAGACGGCCUUUUUUCCCCUCGAAAUAGGUCCAAAAAAGUCGGGUCGUCUUAUAUUCGGGGUCUAGUAUUCAGAGCGCAGUUUCUCUUCUUCGGCGCUCCCUUUAAAUGUCAAUACACAUUCGCGGGCACAGAUGGCGCCAAAAAUUCGUUCCGGACGGAGGGAAGAGGCGUCCUUAACAACCAGCCCGUUACCGGUGUUUAAAGAUGGAAAGACAGGCUGACCAUUUAGAGACAAGUGGCUCAAAAGUGGGCCAGGUCAAUAAACAACAGCGGAGGAGCUAUGAUGCCAAUUUCAAAAUAAUGGUUGUCAAUAAGGCAGAGUCAUCUAACAACUGCCAAGCUGCCAAGACAUUCGGGGUCACUGAGUGUAAUGUAAGAAGAUGGCGAGCAGAAAAACAACGUCUAAAAGAUGCUAACAGUCAGCGAAAAUCCUUCCGUGGUCCUCAAAGUGGUCGUUUCAUUGAGGUUGACCGGAGGGUUUUUGAAUAUGUCAGGGAAAAAAGAAGUGAGGGAAUGCCCAUUACCAGAGCUGUCAUCCAGGUUAAGGCCCUGGAAAUCGCCAGAGAGCUCAACAUCACUGGAUUUAAAGCCAGCCUCGGCUGGUGUCGUAGGAUGAUGCGGCGUAAUGGACUGUCACUUAGACGGAGAACGAGUUUGGCCCAACGCCUGCCGUCAGACUUCGGAGAGAAGCUGCUUUCGUUUCAGCGCUUUGUUAUCAACCUGAGGAAGAAGCACUCCUACCCGCUGGAUCAGAUCGGCAAUGCUGAUCAGACACCCGUUUAUUUCGACAUGCCAACAUCGGUGACUGUCAAUAGAAAGGGAGAAAAGUCUGUGUGUGAGGGAUAGAGAGACAUCGGAGGAGAAGUUUGGCGAAUUUUUGUUAAGUUUAGUUAAAUGUGUGGCCUGUAUUUUCUCUGUUAUUUAAAAAUGUUGCUUUAUUAUUGCUUGAUAUUAAUUUUGAAUCAUACUGUACAUAGUUUGCCUUUGUGUUUAAUUCACUGUGUUUUUAAUAUUGUUAUUUUAAAAUAAAAUGAAGUUCUUUGUUCGGCAAAUCUAGUCUGCAAAUCUGUUUUUCUAAAUGUUUGUGUUGAAAAACGGGGGGUCGUCUUAUAAUCAGGGUCGUCUUAUAUUCGGACCAAUACGGUAGAUGUUCAGGAGUCUUAUGGCUUGGGGGUAGAAGCUGUUGAGAAGCCUUUUGGACCUAGACUUGGCACUCCGGUACCGCUUGCCGUGCGGUAGCAGAGAGAACAGUCUAUGACUAGGGUGGCUGUAGUCUUUGACAAUUUUUAGGGCCUUCCUCUGAAACAACAACAAUAAUUGUGUGAUAGCGGGGAUGCAGGGCUGUGAUCCAAGCAAAACAACUACAAGUGUGCUUGCUCUACUUCCUCAACGACACAUCUAGGAGAGCUUAAAAAAAAGCACCUUAUAGUUGAAGACUCUUGUUUGAGUCAUAAAAGUGCAUGGAAAUCACUUUGGAGAGGUGUGUGGCCACUUGGAGACACCAGUUAGUCCUCUCACUCAAACCCUUGUCAUUUCUUUGUCUAAUGUUGCACCUACCCCCAAAUUUCCAACAAUAUUCUUAUCAUGUUACUGAAUGUUUCCAGAGUAUUUUCAGAUUUCAUUAUCAACAAAUGUGGCGAAAAGUACAGUAAAUGUCAAAUAAAACCAACAGUGUAAUGUUUGAAUUCAGUCUUGUGUCAGGUGAACUGUUGUGUCCUUAUAAUAAUAAUAUAAUAUGCCAUUUAGCAGACGCUUUUAUCCAAAGCGACUUAUUUUUGUGUAUGGGUGGUCCCGGGGAUCGAACCCACUACCUUGGCGUUACAAGCGCCGUGCUCUACCAGCUGAGCUACAGAGGACCACACCUUUAGUCUAAUAAUUUUCCCAUAAUCUCCAAAUUAUUCCCUUUUAAUUGCUACCAUGGUUAUGCAUAUGCCUUCCAUAUUUAUUCUGUAAGAAACAUUUCAAUUUAGCUCUAUCCAUAUAGGCCAAUUUCCACGAGUGUAAAGGGUUCAUUUUAAGGCAUCAAAAUGUGAAGACUGUGCAAGGGCUGUGUAGACUUUCAGUAGCGACUGCAUGUUAUGUAACACUAACAGGCCUCCCUGACAUGUAGAAUAAUAACUCAUUUUGAGUUAUUCAUGGCAUUCCUAUUUGCAACAUUCAACAAUGUUUGCCUACUGAACGUGGCCCUGGUUUUCUCUGUGUUGUCUUGACAUUGUUUUUCACCGCCCUUGUGUGCCAGGUUGAUUUUACGUCGUGUCAAGGUCUUCUCUUCUCUCUCAUGAUGGUGCUGAUGGUGACUGGACUGUUGCUCCUCUUCACCGCCCCCUUCGGAUAUGUAAGCAACACACCUCUUAAAGGCCCAGUGCAGUCAAAAAUGUAAUUUUCCUGUGUUUUCUAUAUACUGAACAAAAAUAUAAACGCAACAUGUCAAGUGUUGGUCCCAUGUUUCAUGAGCUGAAAUAAAAGAUUCCAGCAAUUUUCCAUACGCAUAAAAAGCGUAUUUCUCUCAAAGUUUGUGCACAAAUUUGUUUACAUCCCUGUUAGUGAGCAUUUCUCCUUUGCCAAGAUAAUCCAUCCACCUGACAGGUGUGGAAUAUCAAGAAGCUGAUUAAACAGCAUGAUCAUUACACAGGUGCACCUUGUGCUGGAGACAAUAAAAGGCCACUCUAAAAUGUGCAGUUUUGUCACACAACACAAUGCCACAGAUGUCUCAAGUUUUGAGGGAGUGUGCAAUUGGCAUGCUGACUGCAGGAAUGUCCACCAGAGCUGUUGCCAAAUAAUGUAAUGUUCAUUUCUCUACCAUAAGCUGCCUCCAACGUCAUUUUAGAGAAUUUGGCAUUACGUCCAACCGGCACAUCCGCAGACCACGUGUAACCACGUCACCCGAGGACCUCCACAUCCGGCUUCUUCACCUGCGGGAUCGUCUGAGACCAGCCACCCGGACAGCUGAUGAAACUGUGGGUUUGCACAUUUGAAGACUUUCUGCACAAACUGUCAAAAACCGUCUCAGGGAAGCUCAUCUGCAUGCUCGUCGUCCUCACCAGAGUCUUCCUCACCAGCAACUUCACACAGCCAUUGAAGAGGAGUGGGGACGUCAUUCCACAGGCCACAAUCAACAGCCUGAUGAACUCUAUGUGAAGGAUAUGUGUUGCGCUGCAUGAGGCAAAUGGUGGUCACACCAGAUACUGACUGGUCUUCUGAUCCACGCCCCUACAUAAAAAAAAAGGUAUCUGUGACCAACAGAUGCAUAUCUGUAUUCCCAGUCAUGUGAAAUCCAUAGAUUAGGGCCUAAUUGAAUUUAUUUACAUUGACUGAUUUCCUUAUAUGAACUUUAACUCAGUAAAAUCUUUUAAAUUGUUGCAUGUUGCGUUAUAUUUUUGUUCAGUGUAUAUUUAAACACUUUGAAGGUUGGAAUAAUACUGUGAAAUUAUGAAAACUAUGAUAAUUAUCUUUUAGUGUAAGAGCUGUUUGAAAAGACCGCCUGAAAUUUGAGCCUGUUAUGGUGGGAGGGAGUUUUGACCUUCAAUGGUGACAUCACCAUGCGGUAGGGUAAGCGUACAUAUUCAGCCCACGUACCCAUUAAGCCCACUUCCAUCUUUGGAUUCAAAUAAAAAACAAAAAAGUUCUGCUAUUUAAUGUUUCAACCAGUUCAUGUGGUUGUUAUAUCCAUACCAGUUUUAUGCUAAGCCGAUCAGAUGUUAUUGACAGUUAUGUCUAAGUUCCUACUACUGACCAAUUUCAAAGCUGCAAAAAACCUUUGGUGUAGAAGAAGCGACUCUCAGAUAAACAAGUCAAGUUCUAAAACUUCACAUGAGAGAUUAAUCUUAAAUUUGAUCUCCACUUUUCUUACAAAAAUAAGAGCAAUAUAUGUUAGAAAGGUCUAAACUUUUGGUGGGCGUAAUAGGUACACUUACCCCAAAUGAGUUAAUAGACCAAUAAGCCAAAUUAUUGCUUGACAGAUUGCUCUUUGAUAAGAAGCUAUUUUGUUUCUUUUUGACCAUUUUAAUCGAAAACAAUCGCAGUACUUAAUUGUUAUCCAGAAAUGAUUUGAUAUUGAGAUAAAAAUGGCUGCAAUGGACCUUUAAAGCUACGAUCUAUGAUUGGUAAAAUCCAUUUAAAUUAAUGAUAUAUACUUAUUGAUUCUUGAAGAAUAUACCUUAUAAAUGCUUGAUGAGCUUAAUUCAACUAUGCACACCAUCACAAACCAAAAUAUAAGCUUGUUUUACUUCAUUGUUUGUACACAAUGUAAUUGUAAACAAACAUUGUAUCUUCAAACCAUGGUUAAAACUAUCAUUUUGAUCUCAUGGAUAGUCAGUCCUUGCAUCCAUAGCUCAGUUUAUAAAUUUGAGAGUGGUUACAUUACUCCAGCCCCCUUCCACAGCCAAUUACCAAAACAAGGGGUGGGGCGGCCGUUUUGUUGUUUUUUGAAUCAGAGACUGUAGCUUUAAGUCCUAGGGCUCUAUUUUAACAAACCUAAUGCAAUGGCAAAUCUUAGCGCUGGCGGUAGGGCUAUACUGUAGGUCGGUGGGUGUGUCAGAAAUAUUUUUGCAAUUUUACUGCUUGAAUUAUGAGCGCAAUAGCUGGCGGUGGCGUGAAAGGGCUGGGUAAAUUAUACGUGUGACGAGGACUUGACCGCUCACUAGCCAAUCAACGCGUUUCAUGGCUUAAUACAGCAUGCCGUUGUCUCAAGUUCUGUAGGUUGUUGACGGUCUUUGUGUUGUCAUCAACUCCAAUUCGGCCGGGGGCGUGGAAUAUUCUCUUCCUAGUCCAUUGUGGAUUGAUGCAGUUGAUUAAAUAGUAUAGGCUACAGUAGGGUUCUCCAACCGCGCCAACACCGGCCUCGGGGACGGCCAGGAGGAUGCGGAGCAGGACGAGCUGGAUGGCGACGGUGGAAAUCCCGCAAUAGGAUGGGAUCGAGGAUAUCCCUUACCGGAACCCAGCACCGCUCCUCCGGACCGUGCCCCUCCCAAUCCACGGGGUACUGAAGGCCCCCCACCCGACGCCUCAAAUCCAGGAUGGAACAGACGGAGUACGCCGGGGCCCCCUCGAUGUCCAGAGGGGGUAGAGGAACCUCCCGCACCUCAGACUCCUGGAGCGGACCAGCCACCACUGGCCUGAGGAGAGACACAUGGAAAGAGGGGUUAAUACGGUAAUCUGGAGGGAGUAAUAACCUAUAUGUAACCUCGUUUAUCCUCCUCAGGACUUUGAACGGCUCCACAAACCACGGGCUCAGCUUCCAGCAGGGCAGGUGGAGGGGAAUAUUCUGGGAUGAGAGCCAGACUCGAUCACCCGGUACCAAGAUCGGGGCCUCACUGCAGUGGCGGUCAGCGUUGGCCUUCUGGCGACGCACAGCGCCCUGGAGGUGGACGUGAGCUGCAUUCCACGUCUCCUCUGUGCGCCGAAACCAGUCAUCCACCACAGGAGUUUCGGUCUGGCUCUGAUGCCACGGUGCCAGAACCGGCUGAUAACCUAAAACACAUUGAAAUGGCGAUAGGUUAGUGGAGGAGUGGCAGAGAGAGUUCUAGGCAUAUUCUGCCCAUGGCAAGAACACCGACCACUCCCCCGGCCGGUCCUGGCAGUAGGACUGCAGGAACCUACCCACAUCCUGAUUCACCCGUUCCACCUGCCCAUUAUUCUAGGAGUGAAACCCAGAAGUCAGGCUGACCGAGACCCCCAGACGUUCCAUGAAUGCCUUCCAGACCCUGGAUGUAAACUGGGGACCCCGGUCAGACACUAUGUCCUCUGGCACUCCGUAGUUCCAGAAGACUUGAGUAAACAGGGCCUCCGCAGUCUGCAGGGCCGUGGGGAGACCGGGCAGAGGAAGGAGGCGGCAGGCCUUUGAAAAGCGGUCCACAACGACCAGGAUGGUGGUGUUACCCUGAGAGAGGGGAAGACCAGUGAGAAAGUCAAUACACAGGUGGGACCAUGGCCGUUGUGGAACUGGUAAGGGCUGUAACUUACCCGCUGGGAGGUGCCUAGGGGCCUUACUCUGGGCGCACACCGAGCAGGAGGAGACAUACACCCUCACGCCCUUAGCCAAGGUAGGCCACCAGUACUUUCCGGUCAGGCAGCGCACUGUAUGGACGAUACCUGGGGGGGGACGUGUGUGCCCAAUAGAUCAGACGGUCACGGACAAGAGACGGCACGUACUGCAGCCCAGCUGGGCACUAAAGUGGAGAUGGCUCUGUGUGUAACGCCCGCUCUAUGUCCGCGUCCAUCGCCCACACUACCGGCGCCACAAUGCGAGGCCGGGAGUAUGGGGGUGUUGUCUAUGGGCCUCUCUCUCCUCUGUGUCGUACAGCCGUGACAGUGCGUCUGCCUUCACGUUCUUCGUACCCAGGAUGUAAGACAGUGUAAAAUCAAACCAGGUGAAGAAUAGGGCCCACCUGGCCUGGCGAUGGUUCAACCUCCUCGCUGCCCGGAUGUACUCCAGGUUACAGUGGUUCGUCCAGACGAGGAAAGGGUGUUUCGCCCCCUCGAGCCAGUGCCUCCACACGGUCAGGGCUCGGACAACAGCCAACAGCUCCCGAUCACCAACGUCGUAGUUCUGCUCUGCCGGGUUGAGCUUCUUGGAGAAGAAGGCACAGGUGCGGAGCUUGGGUGGCAUGCCCGAUCGUUGAGAUAGGACAGCGCCUAUCCCUACCUCGGACGCAUCCACCUCCACUACGAACGGUAGUGAUGGAUCGGGAUGGGCCAGUACUGGGGCCGAGGUGAACAGAACCCUCAGGUUACUGAAGGCCCUGUCAGCCUCAGCAGACCAGCGGAUCCGGGACGGCCCACCCUUCAACAGAGAGGUGAUGGGAGCUGCGACCUUGCCAAAGCCCUGGAUAAACCUCCAAUAGUAGUUGGCAAAGCCAAUUAACCGCUGCACCUCCUUUACCGUGGUUGGAGUCGGCCAAUUACGCACGGCUGAAAUGCGAUCUCCCUCCUUCUCCACACCUGAGGUGGUAAUGCGGUAUCCGAGGAAGGAGACGGACUGUUGGAAAAAACAGACACUUUUCUGCCUUGGCAUAAAGGUCAUGUUCCAACAGUCGGCCCAGCACUUUGCGAACCAGGGACAUUCUGGAAUACACCAGAAUGUCAUCGAUGUAGACCACUACACCGCAACCAAGCAUGUCCCGAAACACCUCGUUCACAAAGGACUGGAAGACGGAUGGAGCAUUCAUCAAACUGUAAGGCAUCACCAGGUAUUCACAAUGCCCCGUGGUUGUGCUGAAUGCUGUCUUCCACUCGUCCCCCUCUCGGACAUCCAUGCCAUAACCAACCGCGUUACCACUAAGACCAGCUGUUGGUUGGUCUUAAAUAUCCCCACCAGUGCUGCCUGAAAUUGGCACUUUGGUGCACUAAGGACACACCUCAGAUAUUGCCACCCCUCCCACCUCAGCGCAAGCGAGCACAUAUAACACAGGUAAAUUACCAAUCCUUGCGCUAGGGUUUGAGAACAGAAUAGCACCGGCUUUAACAGGUCGAAAUUGUAAACAAGCAUGCGUUUGACAAUUGUGCUAGCUUAACGCUAGCCUUAAAGUUACUGCCACACAGAGAUUUUGUGUCUGAAAAAUGGAUAGAGCCAAUGGUUUAUGUAAUCUGUUGACGGAUGAUGGACAACGGAGAUCAUUGUCUGUCAAAAAAUUCACAAUAUGUCCGCCUUUGUGCACAUAAAACUUAGAUGAGCCGGUUUAAAAAUGAUGAAUGCAUAUGCGUUUUCAAACGUCUCUGUGUGGCCACAGCCUAUCCUGCUCACAAACCUGGAACUUUCUCGCAGCUCUCCCACUGACUCACGAUUUACGUGAAAAUUCGACGUGAGUUUGUACCUUGUUGGACAUGACCGUCUCCUCUCAUUGUCUCCUCUCAUAUUGACUAGCGUGGGUCCUUUUUAUGCUGCGUUUAUAAAUUAUGAGUAUGUUUCUGAUCAUGCUGUCUUGUCUUUCACAGAUACCUUGGUUGCAGACAGCGUAUGCUGGACUGGGUGCACUUGUCUUCACUUUGGUACUUUGCUUAAUCAUCAGUGAAUUAAUAACCACGUAACGAGUGUAUGAUUGCUGCGGUCUUGGGACAGGUGUCUCUUGUAAAAGUAAAAGUAAAAUAUAAUCACCUGUAUAAAUAUAAGGAUGUACUGUAUAUACACUACCAGUCAAAAGUUUGGACACACCUACUCAUUACAGGGUUUUUCUUUAUUAUUACUAUUUUCUACAUUGUAGAAUAAUAGUGAAGACAUCAAAACUAUGAAAUAACACAUAUGGAAUCCUGUAGUAACCAAAAAAGUGUUAAACAAAUCACAAUGUAUUUUAUAUUCUUUAAAGUAGCCACACUUUGCCUUGAUGACAGCUUUGCACUUUUGGCAUUCUCUCAAACUGCUUUAUGAGGUAGUAACUUUGAAUGCAUUUCCAUUAACAGGUGUGCCUUCAUAAAAGUUAAUUUGUGGAAUUUAUUUCGGAAUGUGUUUGAGCCAAUCAGUUGUGUUGUGACAAGGUAGAGGGGGGGGGGUAUACAGAAGAUAGCCCUAUUUGGUAAAAGACCAAGUCCAUAUUAUGGCAAAAACACCUCAAAUAAGCAAAGAGAAACGACAGUCCAUUAUUACUUUAAGACAUGAAGGUCAGUCAAUAUGGACAAUUUCAAGAACUUUGAAAGUUUCUUCAAGUGCAGUCGCAAAAACCAUCAAGCACUAUGAUGAAACUUGCUCUCAUGCGGACCGCCACAGGAAUGGAAGUCCCAGAGUUACCUCUGCUGCAGAGGAUAAGUUAAUUAGAGUUACCAGCCUCAGAAAUUGCAGCCCAAAUAAAUUCUUCACAGAGUUCAAGUAACAGACACAUCUCAACAUCAACUGUUCAGAGGAGACUGUGUGAAUCAGGCCUUCAUGGUCGAAUUGCUGCAAAGAAACCACUAUUAAAGGACACCAAUAAGAAGAAGAGACUUGCUUGGGCCAAGAAACACAAGCAAUGGACAUUAAACGGUGGAUAUUUGUCCUUUGGUCUGGAGUCCAAAUUUGAGAUUUUUGGUUCCAACCACCGUGUCUUUGUGAGACGCGGUGUGGGUGAACGGAUGAUCUCUGCAUGUGUAUUCCCCACCAUAAAGCUUGGAGGAGGAGGUGUUAUGGUGUUGGGGUGCUUUGCUGGUGACACUGUCUGUGAUUUAUUUAGAAUUCAAGGCACACUUAACCAGCAUGGCUACCACAGCAUUCUGCAGCGAUACGCCAUCCCAUCUGGUUUGGGCUUAGUGGGACUAUCAUUUGUUUUUCAACAGGACAAUGACCCAUCACACCUCCAGGAUGUGUAAGGGCUAUUUUACCAAGAAGGAGAGUGAUGGAGUGCUGCAUCAGAUGACCUGGCCUCCACAAUCCCCCGACCUCAACCAAAUUGAGAUUGCUUGGGAUGAGUCGGACUGCAGAGUGAAGGAAAAGCAGCAAACAAGUGCUCAGCAUAUGUGGGAACUCCUUCAAGACUGUUGGAAAAGCAUUCCAGGUGAAGCUGGUUGAGAGAAUGCCAAGAGUGUGCAAAGCUGUCAUCAAGGCAAAGGGUGGCUAUUUGAAGAAUCUCAAAUAUAUAAUAUAUUUUGAUUUGUUUAACUUUUUUGGUUACUAUAUGGUUCCAUAUGUGUUAUUUCAUAGUUUUGAUGUCUUCACUAUUUUUCUACAAUGUAAACAUUUUUAAAAAUAAAGAAAAACCCUUGAAUGAGUAGGUGUGUCCAAACAUUUGACUGGAAGUGUAUAUUUUUAAAGCCACAAAUGUGAACGUUAGUGAUAACUAGUGAGGAUGAAAAUUAUAAUAUUCUAGGACCUUGUGUUAAUCCUCUCUCUCCCCCAAUCUCUCAUUCUUUCUCUCCCUUCCCCUUCUCUCUCCUCCCCCUCUCUUCUGUAGUUCUUAGCCUUUGACGUGCAGCUGCUGAUGGGCAACCGGCGGUACUCUCUGAGUCCCGAGGAGCACGUGUUCGGGGCGCUGUGCCUCUACAUGGACGUGGUCUACAUCUUCGUCUUCCUCCUGCAGCUGUUUGGGAGUCAGGAUUGAAGUUGUACGACCUUGUAGUCACGUUCAAUAGCCGCUUUACUCUCUCUCUGCCUCUUCAAAUGCACACACCUACUCUGAUAGCCUUUCGCACUACUUCUGUUUGGUCACACUCACACAAGCACACUUUUGAGAGAAGAUACAUCUACAUACACACAUACUGGCACAUAUUUGUAAGCUGACUCAAAUACACACACAGACACACACGGUACACUCAGACAAACUCCCACAGCCGGACUGUGGGGUCUCUUAUAAAAGCAGGAUUUACAUAUACUUUUCCUCUCCCUGAGUUUCUCUUAUGUGUGCGGUAAAUGUAUUAUUUUUGGAGUAACAACUCAAUUCAAUUUCGAUUUUUUUAUAUCAUUGAAGUUGUGUAGGGCUAUUAUUCCUAGACUACUGUGUGUGACUG
Messenger RNA from Coregonus sp. 'balchen', 27651 nucleotides. Lineage: Eukaryota; Metazoa; Chordata; Actinopteri; Salmoniformes; Salmonidae. The record is from the annotation of a GenBank genome assembly.